AUGUCUUACUCACCCGCUCCUAUCACAGUGCUGACUGUGACACUGACCACUCCCUGGUUUGCUGUACAAUCAGACUUACACCAAAAAAAGAUCCAUCGCUCCAAACCACCUGGUAAAAUCCGUAUAGAUGCCAGGAAAACACAGAUUCCAGAGAAAGUAGAGGAAUUUGAAGAGGCUCUAGAAGCCGCUCUCCUCAAGAAACCUGCGAGCGAAAACGCUGAGCAGAGGUGGAGUUACCUCAGAGACACACUCCACCGUACAGCAUUAGGUGUCUUUGGAAGAAAGCAGGGAAAGACCCAAGAUUGGUUUGAGGAGUAUGCAAGUGAACUGAAUGUGGUCAUUGAAGAAAAGCGUACUGCACUUCUGGAGCAUAAACGCUCACCCAGUCAGCUAACCUUGCAAGUCCUGAGAACUGCCAGGAGCAAAGUCCAGCGCAUGGCACGACAGUGCGCAAACAAAUUCUGGCUUGAUCUCUGCAAAAGCAUUCAGUCAUCAGCCGAAACAGGCAACAUCCGUGGUAUGUACGAGGGGAUUAAGAAAGCCAUUGGACCGACACAAAAUGGCUCCGCACCUCUAAAGUCUCUACCUGGUGAAACAAUUACCGACAGAGGGAAGCAGAUGGAAAGGUGGCUAGAACAUUACUCAGAGCUGUAUGCAAGGGAAAAUACCAUAAAUGAGACAACACUGGACAGCAUCGAGACUCUGUCUGUUUUGUGGGAACUGGAUACAGUACCAACAUUGGAAGAGAUGAGCAAAGCUGUCGACAGCCUGCGCUCAGGUAAAGCACCUGGUAUGGAUGGAAUACCUCCUGAGGUCAUCAAGAAUGCUAAAGGUGUACUGCUGCCUGAACUGCAUGAUAUACUGUGUCAAUGCUGGGAGGAGGGAGAGAUACCACAGGACAUGAAAGACUCAAACAUUGUCACAUUAUACAAAAAUAAAGGAGAUAGAAGCGAUUGUAAUAAUUAUCGCGGAAUUUCGUUACUCAGUAUUGUGGGGAAAAUCUUUGCACGGGUGGUCCUAGGUCGGCUACAGCGACUUGCUGACAGAGUGUAUCCGGAGUCCCAAUGCGGCUUCAGGUCGGAGCGUUCCACCAUUGACAUGAUAUUCUCCCUCCGACAGUUACAAGAAAAAUGCAGAGAACAGAGACAACCCCUUUAUAUUGCGUUCAUAGAUCUAACAAAAGCUUUUGAUCUUGUCAACAGAGAUGGCCUAUUCAAAACACUUGCCAAGAUCGGAUGCCCUCCAAAACUUCUCAGAAUGAUCCAGUCCUUUCACACAGGUAUGAAGGGAGUCGUCCAGUUUGAUGGAUCGUCCUCUGAAGCUUUUGACAUCCGCAGCGGGGUAAAGCAGGGUUGCGUAUUGGCCCCUACCUUGUUCGGCAUUUUCUUUGCAGUCAUGCUGAAACAUGCUUUCGGCUCUUCAGCCGAAGGAGUUUACCUCCAUACCAGAUCAGAUGGGAAACUUUUCAACUUGGCCAGACUUAAAGCCAAAACCAAAAUCCGUGAAGUACUUAUCAGAGAUCUUCUAUUUGCAGAUGAUGCUGCACUGGCAGCUCACUCUGUGAACAAACUACAAACACUGUUGGACAAAUUCUCUGCUGCCUGUCAGGACUUCAGCUUGACCAUAAGUAUAAAGAAAACACAAGUGAUGUGCCAGGGAGUGGAUCACCCCCCUGCAGUCACCAUCAACAAUUAUGAGUUAGAAGUAGUUCCCAAGUUUACUUACCUAGGGUCCACUGUGACAGACAACCUCUCCCUGGAAGCUGAAAUAAAUUCAGCCUGGCAGAAAGUCUUCUACGUCAGCGCCGCCAUUUCCGUUUCCGGUUCCGUCGUGGCUCUGGGGUUCCUCCGGACUGAUCCGGUUUCCUGGGCGCAGGACCCGGAUGUAGACAAACUGUUCCAGCCAGCACGGCACAAACUGAUAAAUGACAGAUAG
Branchiostoma floridae (Florida lancelet) is the source of this 1935-nucleotide messenger RNA. RefSeq lists its product as uncharacterized. Bases 1 to 1935 code for a protein of 644 amino acids. NCBI's taxonomy places the organism in Eukaryota, Metazoa, Chordata, Leptocardii, Amphioxiformes, Branchiostomatidae. The transcript is spliced from 2 exons. The record is from RefSeq and is a predicted model, not a curated record.